Argiope bruennichi is the source of this 1056-nucleotide messenger RNA. RefSeq lists its product as uncharacterized. NCBI's taxonomy places the organism in Eukaryota, Metazoa, Arthropoda, Arachnida, Araneae, Araneidae. Bases 80 to 943 code for a protein of 287 amino acids. The record is from RefSeq and is a predicted model, not a curated record. The transcript is spliced from 6 exons.
AUCGCUGAAUGUUGACAUUUUUCAGGCUUAGUGUACUAAAUACUUAUUCUGAGUGUUCACUUCAGAGCUAAAUAUUUUGAUGGCAUUAGAUUUUUCGAAAUAUUAUAAUGCGCACUCCAUUUUACAGAAGAAACUUUUGUUUCAGGAAUCCAAUGCUGAAACUUCAUUCGAAUGUACUUUAAUUCCUGGUUCUUCAAAGCGGUACGAGAAUCCAGAAUUCAUCGAAUCUUGUCCAGCAAUCCUGGAACCUUCGAAAGACAAAUUCCGAUCAGAGGAAGAGAUCACCAGAAACCUGUUGGAAAUUUUUUCAACUCCACCACCCCUACCUCCGGCUUUUGUUCCAGCACUUAUCGGAAGCUCCAGUAUACGUUCAUUUGAUCUUGGGAUUGUACAACUGAGUAAUGAGGAACAACCGAGAGCAACCACUUGUUGCUCUGCUGUUAUCAAUUACUACAGCAAAUCUGCAAUCGCUUUCAGGAAUUCUAGAGUUUUUUACAUCUUUCAAUUUUUGCUCUCCUUGCUUCCUCUUUCUGCAAUAGCCAUGGGAAUAAAAUUUUCUCAACACUGUUCUUCCUCUUUUCCCGUGCUCACCUUAAUCAUAGGAGCAGUUGGCGCAAUGCUCGUCGGUGUAUGGAUAUCCAUCAAUAUCUUUCAUCAUUCUGGAAAGCGCUGUACGGGUCAGCAAAAAUUCUUGGUCAGAAUGUUGUUUGGACUGCUAGCAAUUCUGUUGUCAAUCGAGAUGUCGCUCUACUUCAGUACUUCGCCGAGCUACGACCCAUCGGACAGGAAGUACUGCAGCAAGACAUUCAUGGAUUACACUUUCUACAAGUACAUUGCGAUUGCUGGAUCUUUGGUUCUUGCAUUCAUAAUCUAUAUUCCUGAUUUCCGCGGCUUUAUCUGCAGCUUCGAAUGCACGACGCCUGUUCUCUAUGACCAAAUAUGAAGUCUUCUCAUCAGGCUUUUAGUCAUGUAAUACGUUUUACUAAAUUUAUAUCAUAGUUUUGACUAUUUUAACUAUUUAUUUAACAGACGACAAUAAAGCAUUCAACACUUUUG